CUCUGUGUGUGUGUGUGUGUGUGGACAGACAGGUCGGGUGUCUCUUGAUUGUGGGACAGAUCCUCGUCCUCUCUUCUCAGACCUGGUUCAGCGCUGAUGACGAGCAGAUGAAUGAAGAGGUUCAGAGGAAAAGUUUGGACCGUGUGUGUGUGUGUGUGAUGGUGUGUGUGGAGAAGCGAGCUCCUGCUCCUCCUCUGUGAUGUGAUGUGAGGAUGAAGAUGAGGAUGAGGAUGAGGAGGUGGUGGAUGAUCGUGUUGUCAGGUCUGUGGAGCGUCGCAGGAGAACUGCCCUUCAUCGCAGAGAACAACGCAGCCAUGUUGGUGAACUGGAACGCUGUUGAUGGAAACAAGAAGCUGUUCACUAUCUAUGAUACAAGUGUGAACCAGCCGGGGAACAUGUCUGUCGUCAAGGAGACAGUGGACAAACUGUUGAAAGGUUAUGACAUCCGUCUGCGUCCAGACUUUGGAGGUCGUCCUGUAGCUGUUGGGAUGAGUAUCGAUGUGGCGAGCAUAGACAUGGUGUCAGAGGUCAACAUGGACUACACACUGACCAUGUACUUCCAGCAGUACUGGAGAGACAAACGUCUCAGUUACACAGAGAUUCCUCUCAACCUGACUCUGGACAACAGAGUUGCUGACCAGCUCUGGGUUCCUGACACUUACUUCCUCAACGACAAGAAGUCCUUUGUCCACGGAGUCACCGUCAAGAACCGAAUGAUCCGACUGCACCCAGACGGAACCGUCCUCUACGGACUCAGAAUCACAACGACGGCCGCCUGUAUGAUGGAUCUGAGGAGAUACCCUCUGGACGAGCAGAACUGCACCCUGGAAAUUGAGAGUUACGGUUACACUACAGACGACAUCGAGUUCUACUGGAAAGGAGGAGACACGGCGGUUACCGGGGUAACGCGCAUCGAGCUUCCUCAGUUCUCCAUCGUGGAUUACAAGCUGGUGUCCAGGAACGUGGUCUUCUCCACAGGCGCUUAUCCUCGACUGUCACUGAGCUUCAAACUGAAGAGAAACAUCGGAUACUUCAUCCUGCAGACGUACAUGCCCUCCAUCCUCAUCACCAUCCUGUCCUGGGUCUCCUUCUGGAUUAACUACGACGCCUCGGCCGCCAGAGUGGCUUUAGGAAUCACCACUGUCCUCACCAUGACGACCAUCAACACUCACCUGAGAGAGACGCUGCCCAAGAUUCCCUACGUCAAAGCCAUCGACAUGUACCUGAUGGGCUGCUUUGUCUUCGUCUUCCUCGCUCUGCUCGAGUACGCCUUCGUCAACUACAUCUUCUUUGGUCGAGGUCCUCGGAUGCAGAAGAGGCUGGCGGAGCGAGCGCAGAAGGUCACCGCUGAGCGCAACGCGUGUGACCACCGGUCCACAAAGUCUUUUGUGGGAGGAGGAAACUGCAGGUCUUUGUCCGUUAAACAGUCCAAUCAGAUGAGAGGGCGGAGCUUCUCACAACGGGUCGACUCCCACGGGAACAUUUUACUGACGACCUUGGAGAUCCACAACGAGGUGGGCGGGAAUGAGGUCACAACCACCGUGAGUGAGACUCAUAACUCCUCCUCCUCCUCCUCCAUGAUGUUUGACAACAGCGGGCUUCAGAACAGGAAGUCCAGUAUGAUCCAGGACCCGGGUCGACUCAGCUUAGACCACAACAACCAUCCACAGAAGCCCCCUCUGAGGAGAAGAUCCUCACAGCUGAAGAUCAAAAUCCCCGACCUGACAGACGUGAACGCCAUUGACCGAUGGUCACGUAUCUUCUUCCCCUGCACCUUCUCCCUCUUUAACCUCAUUUACUGGCUUUACUACGUCAACUGAGGACACCAGUCAGACAACAGUCAGACAGAGGACAACAGUCAGGCAGACAACUACCGUCGGACACAGGACAACUGUCAGACUGAGUACAACAGUCAGACAGAAGACAACAGUCAGACUGAGGACACCAGUCAGACAUUGGAAAACAGUCAGACAUUGAUUUAAACGUUUGUACAGAAUGUCAUGUUUCAGACUGAAAACACACAUUUAUGUCACUUAUUAAAACGUGUAAACUACAACAAAAAUCAUAAUCACAUGACAUCAUUCCACAUAAACACAAACAGACUCUGGCUUUAUGAUCUGGACUCAAACCAGAUUGAAUGAGUCAGUAAAAAUUUUGGAAAUCCACCUUUAAUCCAGUACAGUAAACGACAAGCUAACAGUUUAGCUCAGACAUGUUAACUCCAAACAUUUGUAAAUAACCAACUCAUUUAACUCAGCAAUCAGAGUCCAUCUUAAAAAAAGUUAUCACCUGUGUGGGGGCGGAGCAUCCAUCUGUAACAGGUGAUAACAGGUAACAGCUGAUAAAAAAGCUGCUAACUACUGUAGCAUUAGUGCUUGACUUUAGCAGCUGCCACGGAAACACAAGCUACAAAAUUAGCCACUGCUAUAUCAGCUGCUAAGGUAACAGCUAAUAUAGCAGAGCCUACCAAAGUCAAACAGCUACUGUAACUUCUUAAGUAGGAACUGCUAUAUUAGCUGUAAGAAGCAAUGCAUAUAAGCAGCUACUAAAUGUUAACAGCUACAAUGGCUGCUAAAUUAGCAGCUUCUACAUUAGCUUCUAAAAGCAAACAGCUACACUAUCUGUUAAAAUCAAGUGUCUCCAGAGAAAAACGUUUUAAAUAAAAUUAAUAUUGCCACAGCUGCAUUAGCUGCUAAAGUAACAGCUAAUUUAGCAGUGACUACUAAAUGUUAACAGCUAUCAUAGCUGCUACAUUAGCUACUGAAGUCAAGCAUCUACAUUUGCCACUUUAGCAGCUAAUAUAGCUGCUGCUGCAUUAGCUACUAAAGUAGCAGCAGCUGCUAAAUGUUAGCAGCUACCAUAGCUAAAGUAGCAGCUAUAUUAGCCACUAAAGUAGCCACUAACUCGUUACUACCACUGAUAAAGUCAAGCAUCUACAGUAGCUUUUUUGUUUUUAAAUUGAAAUUAUUUAAACAAGUUUUUUUUAAUUUAAUUUGUUUUCUUUUUGUGGUUGUGUUGUUUUUCCAGAUGUUUUUUUUUUUAACAGAGUUUGUGUUCUCACUCUCUCAUAGGUCAGAUGACUGUGUGAAUUCUGGCCUUUUGUUUUGUUGGUCUUUACAUGAACAUAAUAACUUACUGUCGUUUGUGUUGUAAAUAUAAAUCAUCAUCAUCACAGCAGCCAACAUUUCUGUUGUUUUAUUUAAAGAAGUAAAAACAGUUUAAUCAUGUGAUACGAGUCAAGGAGGAACUGGUGCUGCUGGUUCUGGUGCUGGUGGUCGCGCAGUGAUAGUGUGUCGUCGUAGCAGCGCCGUCUCCUUAGUAACCGUUGUUGGCUUUUUCUCACCGCACCAUCUGCGCCGCCUGCUCGAGCGUCUCUGAGCGUAGGAGGCAACGCCAACCGUCACAAAUCUGUUCAGCUCAGAGACUCAAGAAUUAACCAGGGCUGUUCACAGGGACUUCAUGGUCCCUGAACCGAAGAGUCCUGGUGGCCCCACGUCGGAGCAGACGACAAGAGGCAGGAGCAGUAGUAACACAAAGUGACCACACGAGGAAGCAUCAACCAGCAUCGACCUGUGUCCUAGCGAGAUAAAAUCACUGCUUUUCUCUAUGGACUUUGGUGUGGGAGAGUGACUGGUUUACAGACUUCAAUUUCCUGUUGGAAAAGUCUGUCUAACAGUGAGAUAAAGACGUGAACAUGUUGUUUCUCCUCACGUGACCAAACAAAGGUAAACUCUCUUCUGUGCAGUUGGAGUUGGAGACAAACUUUUGUCCUUCAGGGCCACCGUACGUCUGCUGAGGCUGCAGGGAAACACAGAGCUGAGUUUUCUGCUCAGUCUGCUGACGUUUAAUCAAUGAAGACGAAGAAAAGAGACGAUAGCUCCUUCUCAUCCUCAAACCUCCACCUGACUGACCCACUUUCAUCUUCAUCAUCGUCUUCAUCAGCUGACCUUCUCUGUUGUUAUUGACCUUUAGUUUUACACAAACCACUGAUAUUUACAUUCAUUACACAUCAUUUCACUCUGAUUAUUAUGGUUUUUGUGAUUAAAUCCUGAUGAAAAAUCUCAAUCUGACCUUUAAUUUAAAAACAAUCAAGUGUGUGUGUGUUCAGGUAUUCCUCGUGUUGUGGGGACUGUCGUGUGUUUAUACAGUCACAUUAUGGGGACUUGUCUUCUUUACGGGGACAAAAAUCAUGUCAUUGCAUUUGAAGAAGUGUUCGUGUCUGGUUAGUGAUGUUAAGGUUAGGUUAGUAGUAGUUAUGGUUAUGGUUAAAAUAAGCCUCCUGGAAAUGAAUGUUAGUCAAUGUAAUGGAAACCAGACUGUGUUUGUAAUCUCAUGUACACACA
Molecule: messenger RNA, 4343 nt
Organism: Solea solea (common sole)
Lineage: Eukaryota; Metazoa; Chordata; Actinopteri; Pleuronectiformes; Soleidae
Gene: gabrb3
Product: gamma-aminobutyric acid type A receptor subunit beta3
Exons: 11
Coding region: 213-1820 (535 amino acids)
Biological process (GO): chemical synaptic transmission; nervous system process; signal transduction
Cellular component (GO): neuron projection; membrane; GABA-A receptor complex
Molecular function (GO): extracellular ligand-gated monoatomic ion channel activity; GABA-A receptor activity; neurotransmitter receptor activity
Source: RefSeq, a predicted model, not a curated record